Molecule: messenger RNA, 3558 nt
Organism: Arachis stenosperma
Lineage: Eukaryota; Viridiplantae; Streptophyta; Magnoliopsida; Fabales; Fabaceae
Product: squamosa promoter-binding-like protein 1
Exons: 10
Coding region: 346-3264 (972 amino acids)
Cellular component (GO): nucleus
Molecular function (GO): DNA binding
Source: RefSeq, a predicted model, not a curated record
AACCUCAAUUUGAUAAUCGCAAUAACGCAUAUCAGACUCUUUCCUAAUCUUCUCCUAAUUUUCCAUCCUUGUCCCUUUUUUAAGCCCAGCACUUCCAUCUUCCUUCUUUCUCACCCUUUUCUCUCUCCUCUUUUCUUCUCCCAUGUAAAAAAUUUUCAUGCUCGAGUCAAAAUGCUCAAACAAGUUCCAAUUUUGAUGUUCUAGGUUGUGACCCUUUUGUAUUUUGUUCUUUCCUGAUGUGGUUUCCGCAGGUGGGUGCUGGAAUUGGGAAUUUUUGUUUGUCUGUGACCCUUUGUUGCAUCAAUUAUUGAACUGGGUAUUGUUAAUUAUCUUGGAUUUUGAUUUAUGGAAGCCAGAUUUGGGGGAAAGAAUCAGUUUUUAUAUGGAGCUGUGGUUCCAGAAAUGAAAGGUGUUGGGAAGAGGAGUUUGGAGUGGGAUUUGAAUGAUUGGAGAUGGGACGGUGAUCUCUUCGGUGAAGGCGAAGAAAGGGAGGAGCUGAAUGAUGGAGGAGGAGGAGGUGGUGGUGGUGGUAGUUCUCUUAAUUUGAAUCUUGGAGCUCAGGUUUACCCAAUCAUGGUGGAAGGGGAUGAGAAAAGUGGGAAGAAGACAAAGGUAGUAGAGACAGCUGCUACAACUUCUAACCGUGCAGUUUGUCAGGUACAAGAUUGUAGGGUUGAUCUUAGUGGUGCAAAGGAUUACCACCGUCGACAUAAAGUUUGUGAUGUGCAUUCUAAAGCUACUAAGGCCCUUGUGGGAAAUGUUAUGCAGCGGUUUUGUCAACAGUGUAGCAGGUUUCAUGCGCUUGAGGAGUUUGAUGAAGGGAAGCGGAGUUGUCGUAGGCGUUUGGCAGGCCACAAUAGGAGGAGGAGGAAAACGCAUCCUGAUGCAGCUGGAGUUAAUGGAGGUUCUCUGAAUGGUGAAAGGGGUAGUAGCUAUCUGUUGAUGAGUUUGUUACGGAUACUGUCCAAUAUGCAUUCAAACGGGUCAGAUAAUACAAGGAACCAGGAUAUUCUCUCUCAUCUACUGGGGAACCUGGCAAAUCUGGCGGGUACACUUAAUGAAAGAAGUAUAGCCUCUUUGCUGGAGGGAUCUCAAGGUUUGGUAAAUUCUAGGACACCUGAAGCUGCGCACAAUGUGCCAAAUCUUAAUUCAAAUGGUCCUGAAGCCUCAAGGCCUUCUGGUUCUCCCAUCAAGACGGGUAAUGGUGCCAUCCAGCAGGAUCCUCCAAGGUCUAUGGUACAGUGUGAGGCAGCACCUUUGAAUGCUGUCACAGAAAAAUGCGUACCUUUAAGUCAUGGUGCAGCGGCAAAUUUGAAACCUUCGGGAAUCCAGCCCUCCUCAAAUGUACUUCUAUCGAGGGAUAGCCAACCAUCCCAGUUAAUUGCAGCAGAUACUAGUGUUGGAAGGGAUCACUUAAAUAACAUCGACCUGAAUAAUGUAUAUGAUGAUACACAGGAUUGUGCCGAGAAUCCUAAGAAGUCUUCUGCUCCCGUGGGAGAGGUUAGGUCUCUUGAUCAUCCUUUGUGGUUGCAAUGUAACUCUCUCAAAUCAAGUCCACCGCAGACAAGUAUAAACUCAGAUUCAACCUCCACCCAGUCACCAUCUAGUUCUAGUGGAGAAGCUCAGUCUCGCACAGAUCGAAUAGUUUUCAAACUCUUUGGCAAGGAUCCAAGUGAUUUUCCCCAUGUUCUCCGAUCACAGAUCCUCAAUUGGUUAUCACACAGUCCUACCGAGAUUGAGAGCUAUAUAAGGCCAGGCUGUAUCGUAUUAACAAUAUAUCUCCGCCUCGAGAAAUCCGCAUGGGAGGAGCUCUCCUGUAACCUCGGAUCCAGCUUGAGCAAGCUUGCUUCAAAUGAUUCUUUCUGGACAACAGGUUGGGUAUAUACUAGGGUGCAACAAUCUGUAGCUUUUUUGUAUAACGGCCAAGUUGUCUUAGACGCGCCCUUGCAUCUUAGAAGCCCACAGAAUUGUAGGAUUUCAUGCAUUAAACCACUUGCUGUUCCUAAAAAUGCAAAUGCUAAGUUUACUGUGAAAGGGUUCAACCUUUUCAGAUCCAGCACAAGGAUGCUUUGUGCUUUUGAAGGGAAGUAUCUGGUACAUGAUAGUUCUCAUGAUUUGAUUGAUGUAGCCGAUGUAUCCGAUGCAGCUAUCCAACAUCUCAGCUUCUCUUGUCAAAUACCAAAUGUAACUGGCAGGGGGUUUGUUGAGGUGGAAGAUCAUGGUCUUAGCAGCUGUUCCUUUCCAUUUAUAGUUGCAGAGCAAGAAAUUUGUACAGAGAUCUGCAAGCUGGAGAAUGUGAUUGAGGCGGCAGAUGCCACUGAUGACGUCUUGUUAAAGAGCAAACAAAUAGAAGAAAAGACUCGAGCUCUGGAAUUCUUACAAGAAAUGGGUUGGCUUCUUCAUAGAAGUCGUUUGAAUGUUAGGCUAGGUACCCUGGCGCCUACUCAGGAUCCCUUUCAUUUCAAUCGGUUCGUGUGGCUUGUUGAUUUCUCCAUGGACCAUGAUUGGUGUGCAGUGGUGAAAAAACUCUUGGACAUUAUAUUUGAGGAUGGUGUUGAUGUAGGAGAUCAUGCCUCCAUCGAGCUUGCGUUAUUGGACAUGGGUCUUCUACACAAAGCUGUGAAGAGAAAUUCAAGGCCUAUGGUGGAACUAUUGUUAAAAUUUGUGCCUACGAAAAGUUCAGCUGGGGCAGCCAAAUUCUUAUUUAGACCUGAUAAUGUUGGGCCGGCAGGGUUAACUCCACUUCAUGUCGCAGCAAGCAUGAAAGGCUCUGAGAAUGUCUUGGAUGCAUUAACUGAUGAUCCAGGAAUGGUUGGAAUUGAAGCAUGGAAAAGUGCUAGGGACAAUACAGGCUUGACGCCUAAUGAUUAUGCAAGCCUCCGUGGCUAUUUCUCCUACAUUCAACUUGUCCAGAAGAACACCAACAAAAGGCGCGAAGGACAACAUGUGCUUGAUAUCCCCGGCGCCAUUGUAGACAGUAACACAAAGCAGAAGCAACUAGAUGUGAACAGGACAUCUAAGCUUGCAAGUUUGCACACCGAGAAGCUCGAAACCACAGUGAUGGCGAGUCAAUGCGGGAUAUGCCAGCACAGGCUGGCUUAUGGCGGCACAAGAGCGGCACUGGUUUAUCGGCCGGCGAUGCUCUCACUUGUGGCCAUUGCAGCUGUUUGUGUAUGUGUGGCAUUGCUCUUCAAAAGCUCACCUAAAGUUUAUUAUGUCUUCCAGCCUUUCAACUGGGAAUCACUGGGAUAUGGUUAUAUCUAAGUUUUUUGAAUAGUACAUGCACUUUUGAUUUCUAUAUAUAUUGAAACAUGAGAGUCUCUAGUUUCUGGGCAUGAGAAAUGUUCUAUUUCUCAUUUUUGUCUUGUAUACCGAGUCGACACACUUGUUCGCCAUCGGACGAGAUGUCAUCGACUCAGUUUACGAGCAAUGUGAGUACAAAUAAUACUAUUCGAGUAUAGUAGUGGCUGUCAACCUGUGAUAAAAAUAUAUUAGGGAAGCCAAAGAUAUCUUGAAUCUUUGAUUAUGCAAAAUAUAUUAUGCUAUGUCAUUAGGCCC